GCGCCGAACGAAUUUCGCAACCUAAACACAAACAAGGGAUUUUCUUCAAAUUUGGCAACAAAAAAUCGUGAAAUAGACCAUUUUUUAAAAGGUAUGUUGUACUAUAUUAUAUAUAGACUUUAGAUACGGUUGAAAAUGCUACAGAUCUGUUCAGAAGGAGUGAUUUUUCUUUGCAACAGCGAACGCGACUUGCAGGUUUGUUUAUAUAUAUAAUGUCAGUUUUUUAGAUUAUAUUCCAAUGUUUUAUCGAACAAAAGGCUUGUGUAUAGACUAUGUCUGAACGAUGUAAAUAUUCAGGAAAGCUUACAUAUUGUAUUCGGUCAUUUCAAUCGGAAAAUAUGAUAAAUAUCUCAAACUGGUUUUUAUGCGAAUUGCACGAUAUAUUAAAUACGUACUACGUGUUCUUGAAAUAGAUUUCUCCAUUUAAUAUAUGUCGUAUAUUCGAAGCGAUAUAUUUUACAGUCAGUUGAGUAGGUUAUGCACUAAAUUUUCGACCAACUUAGAACUAUUUUAAAAUGUUAUUUACAUACUGAUAUGUCUUUUUCAAGAGCUGAACUGCAGCUGCAAAGGUAACUGGAGUGGGGUUGACAAAGUUCAGGUAAAAUAAGGUGAAUCAUUGAUGGAAGACUACAGAAUGAGCCCUGCGUUGGGGUAAAUUCUGGCAGGUGACAUUGCAUAAAAAUUGUAAUGUAUAGGAAAUAUAAUAUACACAAACUUUGUCCAAACUGCAAAAGUAAUGCACAAAGAAUACAGAAAACAAUCAUGAAAUAACCUAGCUAACCUGCUAAAUCGCUACUUCUACUCUGUGUUUAAACCAUGUGAUGCCGCUCAUCACAGCCCUCUUCCUGCUGACGACGAUUCGAUUAAUCUAAUAACCAUCUCAGAUCUCGAGUUAGCUGAAGGAGAAGUUGUGUACUUAAAACUCUCGACGUAGACAAAGCCACUGGUCCUGACAAAAUCCCGGCGGUAUUGCUAAAAACCUGCGCAGCUAACAUCAGUCCAUCUUUAUGCGAACUUUUCAACAAGAGUUUAUCUUGUGGAAAACUGCCGUUGGAGUGAAAGUUGUCUAAUAUCAGUCCAAUUCCAAAGAAAAGUCCUUUCCAUGAAGUCUGCAACUAUAGACCAAUAUCACUUUUGUCGCUGGUCUCCAAGGUGUUUGAACGUUGCAUCUACAAUAGAAUUAUUGGCCACCUCUCAAGUCAACUUUAUGAUCUUCAAUACGGUUUUCAAAGCGGCAAGUCUACAACUGCCCAGAUGCUUUAUGUUCUUCACGAGAUUCAUAAUGUCUUAGAGAAAAUGGGCCAAGUUGACACUAUCUAUCUUGAUUUCGCGAAAGCUUUCGACAAAGUCAGCCAUGAUCUCUUACUUGUGAAGCUUCACAAUUUUGGCAUCAGAGGAAAGCUUCUUCGCUGGUUUGGGGACUAUCUUUCUGGGCGAUUACAGAGAGUCACUGUUCUUGGUGUAACAUCUGAACCACUUCCAGUGCUUUCUGGAGUUCCUCAGGGAUCAAUCCUUGGACCACUCCUUUUCCUCAUCUACGUGAACGACCUUCCUAUGUCUACCUCGCACGAUACUACCGUGUCAAUGUUCGCUGAUGACACAAAAUGUCACCGUCAUCUUCGAAAUUUCCAAGACACCAUAAUUCUGCAGCAAGAUCUGGAUAGUGUUGCCAACUGGUGUAAUGACUGGAGGAUGGACUUAAACCAAACCAA
Messenger RNA from Paramuricea clavata, 1712 nucleotides. The record is from the annotation of a GenBank genome assembly. Lineage: Eukaryota; Metazoa; Cnidaria; Anthozoa; Malacalcyonacea; Plexauridae.